AUGGGCAGGGCCGCCCAGAGGUUUCCAGGGGCCCGGGGCAAAACUAAACCGGACAAUCGGGAUGACAAAAGGGACGACAGAGUGAAAAAGGAGGGAAAGAAGAAGCAAGAAGGGGGAAUAAUACGCGAAAAAAAGAAGUCGGAGAUGGAUCGGGUGGAACGUGACACUGGAGCAGGAGGAGCCUCGGGAUCCGAAGAAGAGGAUGGCUUCUCCGAUCAGGAAGAAGCCCGACUCAUCAGCGACGAUGCUGUCGCCGAGGGAGGAGUCUCGCUUCCCCCGAAAUGGGAUGCUUUUCGAGAGAUCCCACCGGAUAUUCAGACUGGAUCCUCGGCCCAGGGAAAUUGGAUCAAAGUUGGAUCCAAGGUCCUCAAGUUCCUCACGUACAUCUUCACGUUCGUGUUCGUACUCGGAUCCUCCUGCAUCGCCCUGAGUACGGCUCUCUUCAUGACCACGCAACUGAAGGUCGGACGAAUGGUGCCUCACUGCAACCGUCUAGUCGACAGCACGAAGGAAUGGGAGGCGAACAUCUCGUACUUGGAGCGAAUCGCUUGGAUUUGGGCCGUGUUCUUCGUCUUGAUUUCGCCGGAGGUGUACACCUUCAUUCGAUCCUUCCGUUUCGUCAUCUUCAAAACGACUCGGUUCACUAAACACGUCGAGGGAGUGAACAAAGGGCUGACGUUCGCCAUCGUUUGGACGGUGGAGACCCUGCACACCAUCGGAUUGUUCUUGUUGGCCUUCGUCGUCCUGCCCGAGCUGGACGUACUGAGAGGUGUCAUGUUCACAUCUUGCGUCUGCUUCGUUCCGUCCGUCCUCGGUCUGUUUUUCCGAGCGCGAGACGCAAAGAAAACGAAUGGCGAAGAGGAGUCGGAAAAAGCAAAGAAAAGUAAGGCGACGAAGAUUCUGGCGAUCAUUUUGGACAUCUUGGCUGUAUUUCUUCAGUCGUCGGCUUUGAUCAUUUGGCCUUACGUGGAAUAUCAAGCCCGGGGGGAGACGGUGGAUAUUUUCAUCCUCUCCCUCCCCCUCUCCGCCUUCCUCAUCUCCCUCCGUUGGUGGGAGAAUUACUUCUACGUGUCCAAAGACGACGGUACGAUCAUCCUCAUGUUCAUCGGAGUCAUCAUUUACGUGAAAUACAUACUCGAAGAUGACCUGAGUGCCCUCUUCACCAGUGCUUCCGCCAGCUUCGGACAACAUCUUCUAAAUGUCACCGAGGUGCAAAACGUGAUAGUGGAGUAUUCCAUGUGGGAUGUUGCGUCUUCAGUUCCGGUAGAUAACACCGAUACGGUCCGAUCUCGAUCAGCAGCUGCAUGUUGGCUGAUUUUGAUCCACAUUGCUACUGCCUGGAUCUGCUAUACCGUUGGGAAGUUUGCAUGCAAGAUCAGGAUCCAGGGAACAGGAUUUGCAUUCCCAUUGACCCUCGCUGUCCCAGUGACGACUGUCUUCCUCUUCAGUGCAUGUGGAUGGAGAAACGAAAACCUCUGUGCCUUCCAUGGUGUCAUCCCCGAUUACCUCUUUUGGGAAUGCCCUUCUGGAGACUUCCUGGAUGACUUCAUAAAGGGACAGUUUGGUUGGCUGGGGAUGAUGUGGCUCCUGUCACAACUGUGGACCACAGUACAUAUCUGGACCCCGACUUCUGGAAAGUUGGCUACCACAGAUCUACUCUUUGUCAAUCCCUGGUAUGUCUCCUUGCUUCUGGCCCACAUAUUUUUCGACGAUGCAUAUACGUUGUCUGACGAUGGGACCGAGAAGUCAGUAGUGAACAAGUUCGUGAAGGAUCUGAUCGAGGUGAUCCCAAAGGCUGCAUCUGUGGUUCACGGCGUGGAAGAAUCCGUGGUCAAGACAAUCAUUCGAAAUCCGAAACGGUAUCCCACACCUUAUGGUGGUCGUCUCGUCUGGACCUUGCCUGGCAAAUCCAAGAUCAUCUGUCAUCUUAAAGACAAAAAUAAAAUCAGGCACAAGAAGCGAUGGAGUCAGUGCAUGUACAUGUACUACCUGUUGGGGUACAAGUUGAUGGAACGAGAGGACUUGCCAAGCGAACGAAAGGAUGUGAUGGCCGAAAAUACGUUCAUUUUGGCCUUGGACGGAGACAUCGAUUUCCAGCCCCUCGCUGUCCGGCUCUUGGUGACGAUGAUGAAACGAGACAAGAACUUGGGCGCUGCAUGUGGCCGUAUUCACCCUGUUGGACGAGGCCCAAUGGUGUGGUUCCAGCUGUUCGAGUAUGCCAUCGGACAUUGGCUGCAGAAGGCUACGGAGCACAUGAUCGGCUGCGUUCUCUGCAGCCCUGGUUGCUUCUCUCUCUUUCGAGGAAAAGCCCUCAUGUCCGACAACGUCAUGAAGAAAUACACCGCCGUAUCCAAAGAGGCCCUGCACUACGUCCAGUUUGACCAAGGGGAAGACAGAUGGCUGUGUACAUUGCUCCUUCAACAAGGCUACCGUGUUGAAUAUUCCGCUGCUUGCGAUUCCUUCACCCACAGUCCGGAAGGAUUCAAUGAAUUUUACAAUCAACGUCGUCGAUGGGUCCCAUCCACAAUGGCUAACAUCAUGGACCUAAUCGGGGAUUACAAGAGCACGGUUGCCGUCAAUCCGAACAUCUCCCUCCCUUACAUCUUCUAUCAGUUGCUGUUGAUGGUGGGGACCAUUUUGGGUCCAGGGACGAUUUUCAUGAUGUUGGUGGGAGCCUUUGUGGCAGCAUUCAAGAUCUCCAACAUGACUGCCUUCAUAGGAAACAUCGUUCCCAUCUGUCUCUUCAUGCUCGUCUGUCUCUUCAUGAAGUCCAAGCACCAGUUGAUGCUGGCCCAGUUGUUAACAGCUCUAUAUGCCUUGUUGAUGAUGGCUGUCAUCGUGGGUACGGCUCUUCAGUUGCAAGAAGAUGGCAUAGCCAGUCCUUCAGGGAUUUUUCUCUUAAGCCUCACAGCAUCCUUCGUCAUCUGUGGACUCCUUCAUCCUCAGGAGAUCCAUUGUCUCCCGGCUGGUUUCGUCUACUAUCUCACAGUUCCCAGCAUGUACCUCCUUCUCAUCAUCUAUUCCGUUUUUAAUCUGAAUGACGUAUCCUGGGGAACACGAGAAGUCCCAAAAAAGCUCACCAAAGCGGAGGAAGAGGCUCAACAGAAGGCUUUGGAGGAGGCAGCAAAGAAUAAGAAGAACAAAAGUAAAUUUGUAGCUUUGAUGAGGAGGAUGGGUCAGCAGGCUUUGAAUCAAACGGAAGACGAAGGCAGUUACGAAUGCUCCUUCGCUGGCCUCUUCAAGAUCAUGUGCUGCACUCGUCCCAAAGAAGAUAAGGCGGAGGUAGAAAUGAAGAAAAUCUCUGAAAGCCUGGAUCGUAUGUUCACACGACUCGACCGCAUCGAAAGGAUGGUGGAUCCUCAACCGACACGAAGGUCGCGGGCGAACAGCCUGGUUCGGCGACCCAGUUUCAUCAAUCAUUCAGGAAAUACGCAAGAAACGAUCUCGCCCAUCUUGGAAGACGAACAUGAAGAACAAGAUGUAUCGACCUCUCAGGAUGGAAGCACGGAAAGCCAUUCCGGGACCAGCGAUGAUGAGUCGGUGGACGAAAAUACGAAUCCAUAUUGGUUGAACGACGAAGCGCUGCCGAAGGGGGAAACAGUAUUCCUGAAACCAAGAGAAAUCACCUUCUUCAAGCAGCUCAUCGAGACUUACCUGAAACCCCUGGAUAACGACCCCAAGACUCAGGCGAAAGUGAAAAGCGACCUGAAGGAAUUGAGGAAUACGGUCGUAGCAGCCUUCAUCAUGUUCAAUGCUGUCUUCGUCCUCACUGUUUUUCUCCUUCAACUCAACAAGGACACCCUACAUAUCGACUGGCCCCUUGGUGUCAAGACCAAUAUAUCUUACCUCAUGCCCAACGAGAAGCACAGCAUUCAUAUGGUGGAAAUCAGCAAGCAAUAUCUGGAGCUAGAACCGAUUGGACUCGUUUUCGUCAUCUUCUUCGCCGUGAUCCUUAUCGUCCAGUUCGUGGCGAUGAUUUGGCAUCGAAUGGCCACCUUCAGCCAGAUCAUGGCCACGACCGACAUAUUCACUCGAUUCGCCAGCAAGGCAACGAACGACAAGACGAACGCGGAGAUAGUCGUGAAUUACGUGAAGAAGCAGCAGAGACUGAGAGGUGUGGACGACGAAACAGGGGGUGACGGUGAAAUUGGAGGACCACUGGAGGAACGGAGGAAAACUUUCGAAAGGCGCAAUACUGUUACUUUCCUGGAAAAAAAUCGCGAACAACUUCGGAGGAGGCACACGAGGACCCUGGACGCCGCGUUCCAGAAAAGAUUUCAGCAAGACGAUAAAUUGGAUGGGCUCGCUUCGGCGAUGACGGGAGGAGCAGGACGAAGGAUGACAAUGGCUCAGGAGGUGAUGAGGAAAUCCAUCUUGAAACGACGGGAUACCUUGUUUCAGGCCAAUGCAGGAAGAAGGAUGACAAGUAGCAUCGGGAGCGGGCCGGGUAGGGCAUCCAUGAGCUACAGCGGCCAGCGAUCUUCGGCAGGUUCCAGCAUGGGUGGGUACGAUAAUAGCGCCUUCCAGAACGAUGCCAGUGAUGAACCCGUUCGCCCAGCCAGAACCCCCACUGUCAGAAUCAGCGAUCCGAGGGACGCGCACUUGGAAGCCGGUUCCCUGGAUUAGUGCUUACAGCUUCGACCUUAUUGUUCUCCAGGAUUCCCCUCCAUCCAAACGGGCUUCCCUCACAAGUUUCCAUGCUUACUACAUUCCCAUGAGUGUUCACGUACACGAACUUCAAAUAAUACUUUCAUCAGCAGUUUUCCAGUGAUUUGUGGCAUAUCGACUAUUCCUGGAGAUGCCGAGCGAUUCCUUCUAUUUUCCCGUGGAUUCUCUACUCGAUGCGGGUCACUGAGGGGAAUCGAUUCCAUGAUCAAUUCAUUGCAUGCAUGUUUCCUGUACUGAUGUUCCAGAUAUAUUAAAGAAAGCUCCUGA
Darwinula stevensoni is the source of this 4935-nucleotide messenger RNA. NCBI's taxonomy places the organism in Eukaryota, Metazoa, Arthropoda, Ostracoda, Podocopida, Darwinulidae. The record is from the annotation of a GenBank genome assembly.